Messenger RNA from Ectocarpus sp. CCAP 1310/34, 2599 nucleotides. Lineage: Eukaryota; Phaeophyceae; Ectocarpales; Ectocarpaceae. The record is from the annotation of a GenBank genome assembly.
GUAAGACCCGGGGAAGUAAGCCAAUCACUAGGAACGCCAAGGCGGCGCAGACCAUCUGCUCGCGCGGGUAGUGGAUUAUCGGAUGACGCUACUACAUCGGGUGAACGUCAACGAACUUCCUCGGAACCACCUCAAGGCGGAAACAGGCGACGCCGGCAGGGAAGUGAACCGGAUCCAGACGGUGAGUCGCGAGAAAGAGGAACGCCAUCACAUCCGGCACGAACACACCGGGGAAGGGAAUCGGGACGAACGGGUACUCCGGGUGCCGAUGACCGAGCGACCAGGAACGGGGACGCUGGAGGAAGCAUGGAACCUGGCGCCACGGGGAACAGAAGCGAGCNAAACCGGAUCCAGACGGUCAGUCGCGAGAAAGAGGAACGCCAUCACAUCCGGCACGACCACACCGGGAAAGGGGCUCGGGAGGAACGGGGUGCACGGGUGCGAGGCCCAACACUCUCGGAGGGACAGCCUGGAGGCGGCGGUUCAAGCUGACCCGGGGCUGCAGCUACGAGCUGAAAGACUGAUAAGGGGGUUAAACGACGAACCCCACGGAGCACGUCCGCUGUACAUCUGGAACCAAGACAGUCCGGGAAUAGGGCCUGCUUUGGACGAUGUCAGCAUGGAUGAUCUCUCACUCAGGUUCCAGACGGUGAAGAAAGUUCAACCUAGGUUUGCUUCCGACCAUGCCCGUCUCCAAACUCACGUGCUCCACCUUGUUAACAAGCAGCUAGCAGAAGGCGGCGGAGCUUCCUCGGCGACCGGGACCCCACUUUCCACUAUCCGGGUCAUCAAACUUUGGUACCUCCUACCAGGUAUUCUGCACUCCUUUGAUGGUCGGAUAGCUCGAAAAAAACGCUACAACUGGUUCAAAAGAGGAGAUAUAUCGUCCGCUCUUCCUUGGCUGAUUGAGUAUACCAAGGCGGCGAGUGCAAGGAGCAGGGGACCGGCACGGGAAGACACACCCGACGACAAGUUCAAAAGGGCGGCGAGGGCGUGCCGGCACUCUGGAGGCGUGAAGGACGCAGCAAGAGCGCUCCUAGCCGAUCAACCGUCACCGGGGAACGACGAGACAUGGGCACGUCUGAAAGCCAAAUUUACGCGUGAGGAUCCCGUACAAGUGGAGCAGGCCAACGCCGAAGCCAUAGCUGCAAGCCGCACCGAGGAGGAGGAAGGAAGCGCCCCGAGAUGGAGGCCAGAAACCGAGUUCGAUCCACGAGUACUCCUUCAAGUCAUCAACAGCAGAAGCUCUAACUUUGGAGCAGGAAAUGACGGGCGACGUUUCUCCCACCUUAAGUCCAUCGUCAACACUAAAAUUGGUCGGGAAGAGUUCAGCAACGCGAUGUCGUCCCUUUGGAGGAGGCUCAUCAACGAUCCCAACGCGUUCCCACCGGAGUUCUGGACUCUUUGGAAACUGUCCAGUCUAAUCGCCCUAGGUGAAAAGUGCCGUCCAGUGUGCAUCGGAAUGACUUGGAGAAGGCUGAUUGCAGCGGGAACGGUCAGGGAGUGGAAACCGAAACUGGAAGAAAUAUUUCGGGAAGCGGACCAAUUCGGAGUGGCGGUAGCUGGAGGAGUUGAACAAGUUGCGAUGGACGCACAACUGGUUCAUCAGACAGGUCAUUGGGUAGUCCAGACGGAUUGCUCAAAUGCCUUCAACACGGGCAAGCGCACCGCCAUAAUGGCCCAGGCCGCAAAGAGCGUCCCAGAUCUCGUGGGGUACAUCGCCAGGUGUUACGACGAAAUCCCGGCAAAGGCGAUAUACGCGAUGGACUCCGGAGAGCAUCGGACGAUCGAGUGCAAGAGCGGUGUGCAGCAAGGAGAUGGAAUGGGACCGCCCCUGUUCUGCUUCAUCCUAGUCCCGAUCGUCUUGAAGCUUAGAGCCAAGUACGACCACCUCGGGCAAGGAGAUGGAAUGGGACCGCCCCUGUUCUGCUUCAUCCUAGUCCCGAUCGUCUUGAAGCUUAGAGCCAAUUACGACCACCUCGGGUGGGCAUCAUCGUCANCCUACGUCGAGGAUAUCUCAAUGAAAGUGAUAACUGAAGGGGGUGCAGACAAGCUUGCUCGCAUGCUGGUGCGCAUGCCAGACAAACAGGUGGCUCACCUCGUCACAUCACAAUCGCUGACACAGCGAUCCGGAUAUAUCGAGAGAGGCAUCAAUCAUAAGCUAGUGAAAGGGGCUUGUAAACGCCUGGACAAUAUGGUGAUGUGGGUCCUAGAGGCAACGAUGGGGCUCAGAGACACCGAAGUCGAAGAAGAGUUCUUCCAAGACGACUGCCAGCCUGACCGCUUCAAGUCAAAGCCCUAUCAACAAGCCCAGGCGCGCCUGUCGACAGGAGCCGGAGGACUAGGAUUACCAGCAGCCGUUAUGCGAAGGUUCUCAGCUUCUCUGGGCAACCUAGUCGGCACCCUUCCUGCGGUUAUAGCCGCGUUACGGGGUCCAUUGGGAGAGUCGGUGAGAAGUUCGGAUACCGGGAACCGUGUUGGUGGAGCGGAUGGGGGACGCUAUCAAAGAACUCAACCAGGAGCAUGCAAUAUCGGUGGAGAUUCUGAAGGGGAUCCUUCCCCCGUCAUGGGUUGAGUGGGCCUUAGAACCGACAGGAGA